CACAUUCCUGAACACCUGUAAGGGUGCAUAAUUACAUGUGCGAUCCGCUUUUAACAUAAAGCACAGAUGUUUUACACUCUGACAUUAACAUAAAAAUAUUAUUUUUUCUCCAAGAUAAAUCUGAACAGUCAUCACAAUCUGUUAUCAUUCAUGUCAGAUAAUUUAAAAAAGCAUACAUUAAUUCCUAAUCUGUAUUACUGCAUCACAAAUAGGGUUUUAAUUAUGAAUGAUUACUUGAAAUGCCAUUCUGCAGUUAAUUGUUGGAUGAUGGAUUGUGCUGGUGCUUGGCAGAUGUGCAUAUGAUAUAAUUCCCCAUAAGGGUUUUGUCCUGUUUGCUACAGUUCAAUGCAUUUACUUUGACACAAUAUACAUUAUAUAAACUGUUCUUCCAAGAACGUACUCACUCUUAGGUCAUCCAAAAUUUAUGAGUUUGUUCCUCAUUUUGGAUCAGAUUUGAAGUAUUUUAGUGUUUCAUCACUUGCUUCACCAGUGGAUCCUCUGCUGCUGAAUGGGUGCCGUCAGAAUAAGAGUUCAAACAGCUGAUAAAAACAUCACAAUCCAAAAUCAAUUGGCAUGACUCCAGUCCAUCAACUGAUGUAUGUGAAAUGAUAAGCUACACAUUUCCAAGAAACAAACUCAUAAUUAAAACAUUUCAAUUUGAAAGUGUGUUAUAUUAACACUCCCUCCAGUGAAAAAGUUAAUCUGUUGUUUCCCUCACAUUAAAAUCCACUGAUGUACUUGUUUAGGGCUGUUUUGGUCUGUAAAUGGUGCUUGAUCUAUGGAUAUUUCUCUCCUGAUUCAGACAAAAUUAUUUUUCACUGGAGGAAGCAAUAUUAUGGAUGGAGGAUUUUAGCAGGAAGCAAUGGUUUGAAGUUAAAAUGUCUUGAUAAAUUUGUUUAUUACAGUUAUGCAGCUUGUGCAUUACUGACAUUACUUGUGUAUUAUUGUAAUGGUUUUAUCAGCUGUUUGGACUCAUUCUGGCACCCAUUCACUGCAGAAGAUUCACUGGUGAGCAAGUGAUGCAAUGCUCAAUCAUUUUAAAUCUUUAAAUCUAUUGAAGAAACAAACUCAUCUACAUUUUGAAGGCAACUAGUUUAGAUAUAGAAAUCCACAAAAUAGCCUAUACUGAAUCAUUAUAGGUGAUAUUAUUUUAUGUAUUUGUUCUAAAACAACUGCAAAAAUUGUAAUUUUUAUGUCCUGAUUUUUGUCCUUCAGCAUUUUUUCUUAAACACAAAACAGUUGAUGUUCUUUUCUCUCCUCCUGUUUCUGUGUCUAUAAUUGCAACACCUGAUUGGUUGACUCGCUAUGACAAAGAAGGCCAAUCAUAGGACUGGAAGCAGCUUGUACUUGGUCCUAUGGGAUGCACCUUUUGUUUUUAAUUAUGAAGGUUGGGUUUAAAUUGUGGCCAGGUUCUCAACGUUUGCUCAGUCGGUGUACGGGGUGUGUUGAGACUGUAGUACACAAGGGGUUUGGCUCACCUUUAUCUUCCAGUCGGUCAGCUGUAGAGCUGAACUUCAAGGCCUCUCUCCUCAGCGGGUUCACAUCAUCAUCCUUAGACAGGAGUCAGAAAGGUUAAGAUGGCUCAUUUGAGAGGAUCUUCCAUCUUCCAUGUGUUGCUGCUUGCAACAUUAUUAUUACCAGAGUUUCUGUUGGCCGGCCCUGUGACCCAGCAUUUAAAAGGAGAUGAUGGAAGUGAUGAAAAGGCUGGCAUUGAAGCAGUUCCAAAGAAACUAAUCCGCAACAGGAGAAACAUCAGUUGGUACAAGCAGCACUCUGACUUCUGGAGCUGGUACAAAUACUUCACUGACAAUGGAAACCAAGAGGGAGUUGCAGAGCUGGAUCGCGUCUAUCUUUCAUACUUGCAGAACAAGAAUCGGGCUGAGUCAGGUCGUUCCUACAAGCUGUACCUGCAGCACCUUAGCGACAUCUACAAAUCUUGUGCCGAGUCUGAUGACCCAAACUGUGUGGCCUCGUACACCAACAGACCCAAACCCAAAGCUGAGGCACCAGUGCCUGCCCCAGUCAAGUCUUGUGACCCUUACAGAGACCCAUACUGCUUGCACUCAAAGGGGUACUCUUAUUACCCAUACAUGUCUCCGGCCCCAGCCGCUGUCAAAGGCCCUGCACCUGCCCCUGCCCCAGUCAAAGCCCCAGCCUACAUUCACACACCUGUGGUGAAGGAUCCACGUUCUGGUCAGUACUACUACUCUCCGCUGGUGCAACCCUUCCUGUCAGCAGAGCAGAGGACCGAGCUGUUGCGCAUCUGUGAUGCCGAGGAUGUCGAGUGUCUUCAGUACCACCUCCGUGCUGCUUACGGAUACAAGCCUGCUGCUGCCCUAGCCCCAUCCUACGCCCAUCUCGGCUGUGACCCUAAGACCGAUCCUCACUGCGUCCCCCAUUUGGUCCAGAAGGCACCAUCUGGUCUGUACCUGCGUUAUCCCCAUUGUGACCCUCGAGUUGACCCAUACUGUGCUUAUGCUGCUGCUCUGGCAUCCUCGCAAAACCAUGAAGCCCCUUCUUCUGGCUUGGAGAGACCCUGCAACCCUCUCUACGAAGAUAACUGCAACCCUCUGACAGCCACAAGGUUUGGCAGCCUGGCUCCUGAAAAUCUGAAGGACGAUCCCGCAUCUGAAGCCGGUGCCAUGCGGGCACCUCCGAGCCCUCGUCGUGACCCCUAUGCCAUGCACCGAGAUGCAUCUGCUGGGGAUGACCUGCGAAGACACCAGCCUACACAUCUCCAACCUCCAAGGUACCAACCAGAGGAACCUCAACAUCCUUUGGGACCCCGAGGGAAGACCAAGGAGGGAUAUGACUGUUUCAUCGGGUAUGAUCAAGAGUGCUUCCCACUGGGUUCCCAAAACGAGCACCGUCCUGCUGUGCACAGACAGCCAUCCAACCCAAGUGAAGCCUACGAGCCCCACCUGAAUGCCGAUGGAACCAGGAAUGGAGUGGUCGAACCUGAUCCUGACUGCGACCCAGAGUACGAUAGAAACUGCCGCUUGCGCCGCUACAGAUCUGAGGUGGCCGAACCUGCCAGUCCAUCACCUCAAGAGGAGCCAGCCCAGGAGGAAUCCCACCGUGAGGAGAUCCCUCAGCAUAGAGAAGAGUCCUACCCUGAGGCCCCAGGCUAUGACCAGCAGCAAUAUGAGCACUACAUGAGUGGACAAGAGGAUCCAUAUGCCGGAUACGGCGCCCAGGAACCAGGAGCGACUAGCUUUCAGGAUAUCCUGAGAGGAUACGGUGGUCGGUAUCCUGGUCAGGAUGACCACCGUGCCUACAACGGAGACUACAGAAAGAAAUAAAUACCUGUGACAAUGUAUGCCAAGAAUAGUAGAUCAGGACAGGACACAUUUUUGUAGAUACAUUUUGCAAUGCACACUUGUAGAAAAGGUGCACAUGCAUUUUCACAGGAUUUCACUUGGUUCACUCAAUAUUUUUGAGAGCUGCUGAAAUUUCCUAGUUCUGGAGUUUGACAGCACUUGUAUAGGAAAAAGAUAAUUAGAUUCUUAUGAUUUCUUGCUGAUUCUUUAAGCCCAUGUAAUCAUAUUGUAUCUCUAGGAGAAGUAUCUCUCUUCUACUAGAAGAGCACUUGAAAGAGCUCUUUGUAUCUUUGUGGAGGGAAAAUUACACAAAACAAAGUAUGUAAAAGGUGAAAAGUGUACUAUAUUGAAUAUACUGUAACCUCACCCAAUUUGGCUUUUCUUUGUAAAUCCACCCCCUAAUUUCCCUUCAAGUUAAUGUUUAAUUAAUUUCUAGGACCCUUGCUUAUUUGUAUUCUUUUUUUAAAUGGCCAAAUUGAUGCUAUGUGAUUUGUUUGCAUAUUUGUAAGAUGUUUUUCUUUAAAAAGUUUCAAAUAAAAGCUUUACACAUCUUGAGUUCUUUUUAUUUGCAAAUGCACCAUUACUACUGUGACAAACUAGCUAAUUUAACAAACAGUUUUUCUAUUAAUUACAAUCAAAUUACAUUUUAUAUAUAUAUAUAUAUAUAUAUAUAUAUAUAUAUAUAUAUAUAUAAACGCUGGUAGAACUUGUUGUUGCUCAUUUUAUUGGACUAUCAUAGGCAAGUGAAUUAUUUUGCCAUCCUACUGUAUUUUCA
This is a messenger RNA of Carassius auratus (goldfish), 4095 nucleotides long. It is a transcript of the gene and1, whose product is annotated as actinodin1. Lineage: Eukaryota; Metazoa; Chordata; Actinopteri; Cypriniformes; Cyprinidae. Bases 1578 to 3302 code for a protein of 574 amino acids. The transcript is spliced from 5 exons. The record is from RefSeq and is a predicted model, not a curated record.